AUGGGCAAGGGCCCCCGACCUCUCCAUGGCUUCCAGAACUUUCUGGCAGAUGGCAGGUCAGGCCAGAGCGGCGUCAGACGCCACGAAGGCCCCACAGAUCUGGGCUCCAAGCUGUGCCCAGUGGGUGGGCUGGACAGCCUCAUCACCGAGGCACUCAACGGCCUGGGAUACCAGUCGGACAACCCCGAGAUCGACAGCAGCUUCAUCGACGUCUUUGCUGACGAGGAGCCUUCUGGCCCCAGAGGUCCCGGGGCUGGGCACCCCCCCAGGACCAGGGUGGGGACGACGCCAGAGAGUAAAGCCCAGACCCCGCUCCCAGCUGGGGCCACCCCACCAGAGCCCCCGGGCCCCCGGCCAGGCAGUGGGAGCCACGCAGCCCGCAGCAGGCCCCAAACCCGCUCCCUGGGCCCAGCGCCUGCGGACACAGAAGGAGCUGGCCCGGCCGGCCAGCACAGGAGAGGGAAGCGGUUUAAGUUGUUCCAGAAAGAGCUGGACGCAUCAGGCACCACCAAGAGCCGCAAGGGCCCCAGAGCCACCCGCCCGAGGCCGAGGAGGAGAGGCCACGGGGCUGAACCGUCCCUGCCCCGCCUCCGGGACCUCAGAACCCAGGCCGCGGAGAGCCAGGGCCAUCCUGCCAGACAGGCCCUGCCCGUGGAGACCAGGAGCUCCCAGCGCCUACGGCGCUCCCCGGGGAAGGACUGCAGGAGGAGGCGGCUGCGGGGCGGGACCUGGAGCAAGGAGCUCAUCCACAAGAUCGUCCUGCAGAAGAACAAGCACCCCAGGGGGCAGGGGCAGGGCGGGCGCUGCCCCCCAGGGUCCUCGGGGCCGGCACCCAGCAGCGCCCACGUCGGGCCCCAAGGGCUCGCGUGCGCCUCGGAGUCCGAGGAGGAGGACGGCUCGCGGCCGCCGGGCUCCCGCUUCAGAGGCCGGCCCCGCCACGGCUGUCGGCGGUGGCGCCGAGGCGCCAGGCACAGGGAGGUGGCUGUGACCCCGGGCCCCAAGGAGGAUCCAGGGCGGCAGAAACCCAGGAAGGUGGCGAGGCAGGAAGCCGCAAAGGACAGGGGCUGCCGGAGCCCAGGCCCCGAGCAGGGAGGCCCCGGGCACCUACCGCAGGCUCCCGCCGGCACCAAGGCCCCAGAGGAGACCCGUCCAGCGCCGGACAUCCCCCAAGACGCCAAGAGCCCUGAAACCGCCGAGAGGCUGCCCCCGGAUGCCACGAAAGGUCCCGGGGAGGUUGCAAGCUCGUCUCCAGCCCCCUGUGCAGGAGGAAGCCCCCGCCCCCCAGCCCCAGAGCGGCCGGAACCCGGCAGAGAGGACGCCCGGGCGUGCCGUGGGAGCUCGCCAGCAGCAGGUGCAGGCGGUCUGCCGGGCACUGCCCGGCGCACGGAGCCGCCCGUCUCCCGGGACAGAGAGGACGCCCCUGCCUACCCCCCGGGACCACUGCUGGUGCCUGUCGCUAACACCACCGACCCCGCCUACCUUGAACCUGGAGUCCUGUUUUUGAAGACCCCCGAUCUUGGCUGCAACUCCGCUCCUUUUAACGGAGACUCCGUGGGGGAUCCAUUUGCCAAAAAGGGACCCCAGCCCUACGGCAGCCCCCCCGGCAAAUUGUUCCUUGGACCCAAAGACCUGCCUGGCUGUUUCCAAGAAGACCUGUACUCCAAGCCCUUAGCUUCAGGCGGUCUGCCUGCCAGCGACAUGCACCUUCCUCAGGAGGCUGUGGACACCGGUUCCCUCGAGCCAGAACCACCCAGGAAUCCAACCUAUACGAUCCGAGUGGGCCCGGUCAGGGCCGAUUCGCCGCCGUUGACCUUGGAGUCCACACCCCUCUUCCCGGGGCUUCCUGUGGACAGAUUGGAGCCGCCAAUCUACAGCAGCCUGUCCGGAAGUGGACUCACACGCCCCUCCCUGGUGUGUGCCACCCCUCCACCAAGGAAACCCCAGUUAGAGCCGCCAUACUCCCCGUUUCUGCCCGACAAGGGCUGGUCCCUACUGGAGGAGACCCCCGUGCUGGCCAGCCAUAUGGGUCACCUUCCUGACCUCUUGGGGGAGAAGGCAUUCAGCAGGAAGUGCCCCGGUGAAGGGACAGAGGCUGCCAGCCCCCCGCCUCUUCCCGGCAAGAUCAGUGAAUGCGGUGUCACUUUUAUGGGCAACCUGUCUGAGGAUGAACUUGAAAUCAAAAGACUGGUCGCCGAGCUGGAAAGUCAGCUACAGAGUAAAGGCACACACGAGACCCCCGAGCUGCCGUGUGUGGCUGGGCACUCGGGCAGGACGCAUGCGGGCACGGGGGCCCCUCUACCCUCCCACCGGGCCGCCUCGCCCUCCAGGGACACCUUCUCCAAGCCCGAGGCCGAGCUCACCGGUCUUGGGGAAUCGAGUGCAGGCCCAGAAGGGGCGGGAGCAGCAGCGGCCGCCACGGAAAGGAUGCUAAGGAUCGAGUGUGAGGAGUGGCCCUCAUCCCGCACGGGAGAAGCCGCCCUUUCCCCUGCUGCGCGUGCGGACGUGGCAUCCGGGGCUCCUGUGAGCCUCAGUGGGGCCGACCACAGCUUCCAAGCAGAGCAGAGAGCCAGAGUCUCCGACACAGGCCCCCCAACGGCAGAAGGGGACUGUGGCCUCCACCCGGAAGUCUCUCUGUCCGGCUCUAGAGGGCCAUUCAAACCUCCACUGGACGGGAGGAGCUUAGCAAAGCGCAGCCCGGACUGUGAGCCUUUUCUUCCUAAAAAUAACAGGGCCACCGGGAUGCACCAGAGCGAAACCCUGCUGUGCCUUCCCUGCACACAGGUGCAAGGGCCCUGCCUAGAGACCCCCAAGCUGGAAGCAUUUUGGGGCGCCACCCCAUCCUGUGGUGACAGUCACAGAGACGCUCCCAAGGGAUCCUCUGGAAGCAGAGCAGGCUGGCCAGAAGGAGCAGGCCUCCCCCUCCCUGGGGUGGGGGGCCCAGGCCUUAAGGCUAACGAGGAGUUUGUACCCGUGGGGGCCUCCCCAAGUCCUGCCUGUGUGCCCAACACCAGCCCUGGCAGGAGGCCCCAGGACCCAGCCACAAGCCCCCUGCGUCAGCUCCAGCUCCUGGUGGCCAGAGCAGCUGGGAAGGAGGAGGAUGCCCUGGGCUCACAGGGGCCCCCAUCCACUGACACCCAGAGCCCUCAGUGCAGUGACCCCUCAGAUCUGGAAGGGGACAGUGUGCAGGGGGGGAACAUGGCCUGCAGCCCCACCCAGGACGUCCCAGGGAGGGUACCGAUGGCAGCCAUCCCUGCAGUGGCCGGAGGUCAGUUGGGGCCCGAGGCUGAUGGACAUCCGGACUCACUCGGCCGGGCUGAGAAGCCCGAGGGCCAAGGCAGAACAAGCAGACUGCAGCCAGAUAACCGGGGGAGCCUGGUGGGGCCGGACAACCUCUCCACAGUCAACGCCAAUCCUCUAGCUGCCCUGACCAGGCCGGCCGGGGGCGCAGACCAGCUAGGGGGACAGCUCCAGGGAAAUGGAGCGGUCUUGGGCCUUGGAAAAGAGGCAUGGGCCACCCCAAGCCCCGCCUCCUCUGAUGCAGAGUCUUUGGUAGCAGCCCACGCCCAAACUGGGCCGGGGGCCGGGACCUCAGAGGAGGCAGCCAGCCCAGCACCCCCUGUAGGGGACCAGUUGCCCUUGCCCACUCCCGCAGCCACCCCCAUGCCCUCUGGCCCAGAGCACCUGCCCCAGAAAGACCCGUCUCCAGGUAAGCAGAGGGGGCUGCUCCUGGCACGUCCAUCCUGCAGGGAUCCCCCCAGCCGGCGGCCCCCACCCAUCUGUUCUCCUGCCGGGGCACCUCCACGAAGGACAGCCUGCACCCCAGCCGCCACAGAUGCUGGGGCCAGGCGAGCACCAGCAGUGCCCCCGUCUUUGAGGACAAGCCCCUGUGGCUUCAAGGAAAGCCUGGCUCACCAGCCCCUCCUGGGGGACCAGAGCCCCCCAGCAGACCCUCCCUUGGGCCAGCCUGGCUUCAUCAGUAUCUUCACUCCCACCCAGGGGGAGGACCACCCUGAAGGCAGCACGUCAGGACCUCUAGAGGAUUCCAGAAAAGAGAAGCCAAGGAGACCUCCUGCCUCGGCCACCCCUCCUCCCCCAGUGAGGGCCAUGUCCCCGAGAGUGACCAUGAAAGUCACUGCCCUUCCCGACAUUCCCGCCCCAGAUGACUGGCCAGACUGCCCCUGCAGGCGGGCCACACCCCACACCAGCCCCAAUGGCAUGCCCACGGGACCCCCCUCUUUGGAACCCCCAGGCGACAGCGAAGGCCAGGGUGUCACCUCUCUGCCCGCUGACCAUUCCACAUGGGGGGCCACUGGGCCAGAUUCCUGUGCCUGCCAGGAAGGCGAGGCGGGGGCCAGCUGCUCUGCUGUGACGGCAUCUGGAGCUGGCAGUGGGGGGCCCCCAGCGACCCGCCCCUCCACAGAGCUCCACCAGGACAGAAUCCCAUCUCCCGGCUGCACAGCCAGUGACUCCAGACCCAGCUCCCCCCAGAGCCUCAAAAAUGUUCACCGUACACCCCGGAGGGACCCCCUCAGCCCCCAGGGCACCAGACCGAAGCCUCGUGGCUUUAAAAAGAAGCCUGUGUCCACAGAAAAUGGCCACUGGAAGGACCGAGCCCCCAGCAAGCGGCCCGUGACCUGUGAAGUGUGUGCAGCCUCCUUCCGCUCCGGGCCAGGCCUGAGCCGCCACAGAGCCAGGAAGCACGGGCCGCACAGGGCUGCUGCCUCCCAGCCGGCCCCCCCGGCCCCACCUGCUCCCCAGCCCCAGGCAUGCCAGCCCCCCGGGAAGAAAAGCCGCAGGGCACCUGGGAAGGAGAAACCGAGGCAGGCACUGAGCGGCCCCAGCCACGUUCUCGGGCCGCCUCCUGACCAGGGUGCCGAGGCUCGUGCAGAGGCAUCGGGUCCCCAGAUGUCCCAGGGACCUGGCAGGGAGGGGUGCAGCGUUCUGGGAGCACCAGGCUGCACCCCUAGCCGGGAACCACACCCCCCAGGCCUGGACGAGCCAGGAGUGCACAUGAGGCCUACAGAGCCCAGGAAACAGGACCAGCUGGUAAAGGACGAACCCUGUCCCAAGCAGACAGAGAAAGGGGGAGGCCAAAGGCGGGGCAGAGUGCCCACGGACGUCCCCGGCAGGCCAGAGAAGACAUCACAGGAAAAGGCGAGGAAGCCCAGAGCAAGAAGGUUCCGGGAGGGGAGUGGUCCUCCAGUCUCUCCUGGUGUCAUAACAGACAAAUUCUGCUGGGACCCAUCCGCUGCCGUUGCCAGUUCCCCGGGGCUUCCGGGCAGCCAAGAACCUGACACCGACGCCCGCUGGCCCCGGGUGAUGGAGAGCGUGGAGGACACAGAGGAGGAGACGCCAGCACGGAAGUCACCCCAGGAUUGCAUGGCCCGCCCAGGGGGGAUGGAGGGGGGGCCUCCUGGGAACGGGUCGGGGGGACAGAGGACGGCCUUGGCAAGGGGGUGCUGGGGACCCAGGGAGACCAGGACGUCAGAUCUCUACAAAGAGUCAUCGUGGGCAGCCAGGUCUGAGCCCACAGGGGACAGCAGAGCAGCUGAGGGUGGGGCGAGGCAAGGCGUUGCAGAGGGGUGUGAGCCCCCCUCGGGUCCCCCAGGCCGUCCUGAGACCUGUACCCCUGCCGAUGGCACCAGCAGCAGCUGCCCCCAGGGCCCCUUGCUCAACCCGAAAGCGCAGGCCAGGCUCCAGGAGCAUGAGGGCACUGCCCCUGCAGCCCCCAGCCCCGGCCUCGGGGACCCUCUGAGCGUGUUUGAUGACGAGGCCUCCUUUUCUCGGCUCUUCCCUCUGGGCGGCCGCCUGACUCGGAAGAAGAACCCCCACGUCUACGGGAAGCGCUGUAGACAGCCAAAGACCCCGCCGGCGCUGGAGCCCCGAGGCGAGGCGGGGGGUGGUGUCCCGCUGGCCUCCGCCCACCCGCCCACAGACCUCAGCGACUCGGGCUCGCUCUGCCUGUCACACGAGGACCCGUGGGGUGACGAGGCCACGGGUCUGCCGGAGUCCUUCCUCCUGGAGGGCUUCCUGAGCAGCAAGGUGCCUGGCAUUGACCCCUGGGCCCCCAGCCCCAGCCUGUGGGCCCUGGAGCCUGACCCCGAGGCGGACCGGGCGGAGGGCGUGCCCCACGGCCGCGCCGAGGACCACCCAUCAGAGAACAUUCCCGAGCUGCACAUGGUCCCAGCGGCUUGGCGAGACCUGGAGCUGCGGGGCCCCACCGAAGAGAUGGCCUCUUCUCUAGGCGACGCGAGCCCGGAGCCCCCGGACCUGGAGCGAGAACACUAUGACGGCGAGCUUCCCGGGAACGCAGUGGAUCUUGAGAUGCUCAGCGCCAAACUGGAGGUGCAAGAUCUGUGCUUCCUGGGGCCCCGUGAAGACCCCGCGGGCGACCCCGGCACCAGCUUCUCGGGCUCCCGGGGGCCGCAGAGCAAAAGGGCAGAGGGUGCGGCUGCGGCAGGAGGGGCGCCAGGCAGGGAGCGGCACGCCAAGGCCAGGAGGGCGUCCUACAAGUGCAAGGUGUGUUUCCAGCGCUUCCGCGGCCUGGGCGGCCUGGACCUGCACAAGCUGGCCCACAGCCCCUCGCCGCCGCCCACCUGCUACAUGUGCGUGGAGCGCAGGUUCCGCUCGCGGGACCUGCUGCGCCAGCACCUGCAGGAGAAGCACGUGCAGGGCAAGGCGGGGCGCUGGGCCUGCGGCAUGUGCCUGAGGGAGGUCGCCGACGUCUGGAUGUACAACGAACACCUGCGGGAGCACGCCCUGCGGUUCGCCCGCAAGGGGCAGGCGCGGAGGUCUCUGGGGGACUGGGAGGCGGACGGCACCGUCACCCGCUUCCUGGGCAGCAUCAUGGGACAGGCGUCCGGGCCCGGCGGGGGCAAGCGCUCCGUCGGCAAGGCACGGGGCGACCCCGCGGGGGCGUCGGGGCAGCCGACCGGGGCGGGGAAAGAAUUCCGGAGGGAGAGGGCGAAACCCAAGGCUCCCGCCAGCCAUUCCGACCGAGAUGGCACCGCGGCCCCAGCCGGGGCUUUGGCGGACCGCGGCCCUCUGAGCGGCUCCGCCGAGACGUCCCCCGGCCUGUCCCCUGCCCCCUGCCCCCACAGCGAGCCCCUCCUCCGCGCCGUGUCCGUGCACGUGCACGAGGGCUGCAAAGACCCCUCCCGAGACUGCCACCACUGCGGGAAGCGCUUCCCCAAGCCCUUCAAGCUGCAGCGCCACCUGGCGGUGCACAGCCCUCAGCGCGUCUACCUGUGCCCCCAGUGCCCGCGGGUCUACGCCGAGCCCCGCGAGCUGCGCGCGCACCUGGCCGGGGCGCACGGGGCGAGGGAGGAGCCGGAGCUGCAGCACACCCCGCUCUACGCCUGCGAGCUCUGCGCCGACGUCACGCACAUCAGCAAGCGGUCCUUCGUCUGCAGCUCCUGCAACUACACCUUCGCCAAGAAGGAGCAGUUCGACCGGCACAUGGACAAACACCUACGGAAGGGGCAGCAGCCCUUUACGUUCCGCGGCGUGCGGAGACCCGGCGCCCCCACGCAGAAGGCCCCGGCGCGCGAGGGCGCCCUGCCCAGCAAACGGCGCAAGGUGGCCCCGCCCAGCAGCCCUCCGGGGCCUGGCGGCGCCGACAGGCCUCUGUCCUGGGGCAGCCGCCCCACCCGGAGCGAGGGGUCGCUCCCAGCCCUGCCGCAGCCCUGCCCAGAGGCGGCUCCUGGCACCACCAGGGGGCAGCCCAGGACCCCAGAGAGGCCUGUAGACCCUGUGGGCCACCCGGUCACAGGGGGCGAUGUGCCCUCUGACCUCCGGGAGCUCCUGCCCCCGGCCCUGUCCCCUUUCCCGGCCGCCUCCGCAGAUGGCAAAGAUGGCCACAAGCCGGACGGAGCCGCGGAGAGCUCCGAGGAUGAGGCUUCUCCAGGCGGCCCUGGGCCUCUUCUCCAGCAGGCUCUCCCUCUGGGGGGAUCUUUGCCCCGGCCAGGGGCCAGAGGCCAAGAUGGAGAGGAAAAGAGGGCUGCCGGCCCAUUCUCAGGGAGAGGCCGGGCCCCCGGUGCCUCCGGCAAAUGUGCCCCUGAAGACGGCCUGGAAGCCCCCUCCCUGCUCCCAAAGGAGAAGCAGGUGCCCACAAGCCCCAUGCUGCCUGAGGCAGGUCCAGGGAGCCCCUCCCACAAAGGCAGUGCCAUCAAGGCUUUGGGCUGCCGGAGUUUGUCAAAGGACAGAUCGGUUUUGCCCACCCCCAGCAAAGCUCCCAGGUUCCCGGGGCAACGGAAGAAGGCUGUGGCCAGUCCGACAGCCCGAGAGCUAGCCCAUGGCACUGAGGACAGGCCGAAGCCCACCGCCGCCAAAGCCAAGCCGAGCCCCAGCUCCCAGGGAGUGGGGAGCCCACGGCACAGCACCAAGACAGCAGGGGGCAGCCGGCCCCAGCCGGCCAGCGGGCAGCUCCAGAGUGAGACAGCCACCACCCCAGCCAAGCCCAACUGCCCAGGCCAGGGCCCCGCCCCAGACAAGCAUCCCCCUCGAGCCCCAGCCAAGGGCUCUCCCAAGGGGCCAAAGGAGGCCGGUGACCAGGGGCCCCGGGGGAGCCUGGGCCCCAGGGAAGAUGGGGCGGUCAGUGAGAAGAAGAGGAAGGGCCGGGCCCCAGGGCCAGCCAGGAGUGAAAGUGUGAGGAGCCUGGGGAGAGCCCACUUGGUCCCUGACAAGCCCCCCCGGGCCCCCCGGAAGCAGGCGACACCCAGCCGUGUGCUCCCCACCAAGGCCAGGCCCGGUAGCCAGAAGGGCACGAUGCCACCCCAGCCCUCAGAGCAACAGCGGCAGGCGGGGCCCGGCCACACCCACGGGGACUGCAGGCGCCCCAAGGAGGGGCAGGGCAAGGCCUGUGCCCAGGGGAGACCCCUGCACAGGCCCCCCAAGAGGGACAGAGCUGUCCACGGUGCUGAACCUGCCAACCCCCGUGCCUGCCGGACCGCCGAGUCCCAGAAUGACCUCCUCAGCCAGCUCUUUGGGCAGAGACUAACCAGCUUCAAGAUCCCUCUAAAGAAAGACCCUUCAGAGUAA
Messenger RNA from Puma concolor (puma), 9039 nucleotides. Lineage: Eukaryota; Metazoa; Chordata; Mammalia; Carnivora; Felidae. The record is from RefSeq and is a predicted model, not a curated record.